AUGGAUAUCCUCUCAUUAUCAGGUGAGAUGUGGAGCAGCGUGGAGAGCGGGUGCGGGUUGACGCGUGCUGUGCCGUGUGCUCGCGGCAAGCACUCAGCCACAUUGCUGGCGGGGCAUGUUUAUGUGCUUGGCGGCCGCGGAGCUGGAGGGUCUGUGCCUCUCAGAGACUUCUGGAGAUAUAGUCUUGCAACUGGUAGAUGGGAGAAGUUGGAAUGCCGAGGCGACCCGCCCCCCUCGCUGCAGGAGCACACCGCGACGGCACAUGAGAACAAACUGUAUGUGUUCGGUGGAGAAGCUGGGGCACUGUCCAACGAGACUCCUCUCUGGAUAUACGAUACUCAGAGUCAAACCUGGCGUAAGCUCCCUGGCCAAUCAAAUUACACUUCGACCGUGCGACGGCGAAGUUCUCGGGAGUCUCGCAGUGUUGGGCUAGGGCCUCGAGGCAGGAGGGGGCACUCCGCCCACGCACUCAAAGACUGCCUGCUGAUCUAUGGAGGAUAUAGAGACCUGCGUGGUUCCACACAAGAACUCUGGGCGUUUCACUACGAGUCAGAGAGCUGGCAGCAGGUGCGCACGGCGAGCGCGGGCCCGGCGCGCCACCGCCACGCCGCGGCGCUGCACGACAACCGCCUCUACGUGCACGGCGGACAGUGCGACCUGCGCGACUGCGCCGACCUCUGGCACUACGACACCAUAUCUCGCAUCUGGACUCAAGUCCGAACCCCAGCCAAGCUCUCCCCGAGCGCCCGCAGCGGCCAUGCAGGAUUAAGGGCAGGAGCUCACCUCUACAUCUUUGGCGGAGAAACUCACGGGCACUCCACAAAUGAGCUCUGGAGGUUUCAUUUCGCAACAGAAACUUGGGAACGAAUAAUCCAGUCCCUCAAGUGGCCAUCGCCUCGAGUAGACUGCUGUGCUCUCCUCAUCCCGGCUGCACCGCCGCGCAUCCGGUCAGCUCCCAUUAACAGAAUGAACACAAAUAGGCAUUCCUUCAACACCCGACCAGACCCACCAGCCAGCUUACUUAAAGAAAUAUCAAAACUAUCAUCGUUCCAUAUUCGUAGAGGCGCACGGUGUUCUUACAGCGUUUUAGCUGGAGACAGAGACUCAACUGAAAGCUUAGUAAGACAAGAAGCUGCCGCGUUAUCUAAAUCACAUUCAGCGUAUGUUAUCGAUAAACGACAACCUGCAGAUGGUGACGAGAGUCCAAAAGAAGGAGAUGUCCCAGAAUUUCGAUCAGAAAUAUCUAGAGAACCCAUUUCAGUUCCUGAUUUUGCAGAUAUGAUUCUUCCUACACCGAUAUUAUCUCCUGUGGAAGCGACAAAGCUCGUCUAUUUCGAUUCAGAAGAAGAAGAAGAUAUGCGACGUGAAAUGGAUAGCAAGAAAAAAAAAGAUGGUAUGUCGUCGAUAAAAGUGGAUGGGAGAGUCACCAUGGUAACCAUGCCUAAGUCUGCGUCGGUAAGGUUCACAAAAGACACUAUUAUAACUGAUGAAGAAGACGCGGAAUUAUCCACAUCCGACUAUGCAAGUGCGGAGCGCGUUAACAGGCUUUCGGGGAAUUCCUUAGGGUUUAGCAAUCCACAUUACUUAGGUCCAGACGUGAGGAACUUGGGGAUAGCUUUGACGCCUGAUUCAGGUGUCGGGCCAGGAGAUAUAGAACUUCAAGAUUUGAGUGAAAGACGGGCAAGAAGCGUUCCCAGGAAUGGUGAGACUCAGCUACAUGUGCUGCUAGUAGGCGGCAAGGAGCCCCCUCACCUAGCCUUGCUGCAGAACCCGCUGUCAAUGUGGACUUACAGGUUGUUGUAA
Messenger RNA from Arctia plantaginis, 1803 nucleotides. The record is from the annotation of a GenBank genome assembly. NCBI's taxonomy places the organism in Eukaryota, Metazoa, Arthropoda, Insecta, Lepidoptera, Erebidae.